Molecule: messenger RNA, 2678 nt
Organism: Labrus bergylta (ballan wrasse)
Lineage: Eukaryota; Metazoa; Chordata; Actinopteri; Labriformes; Labridae
Gene: anapc7
Product: anaphase promoting complex subunit 7
Biological process (GO): positive regulation of mitotic metaphase/anaphase transition; cell division; protein ubiquitination
Cellular component (GO): anaphase-promoting complex
Molecular function (GO): protein binding
Source: RefSeq, a predicted model, not a curated record
GACGUGCAGCGCCAUAUUUAAUACAUCAGACGCGCUAACGUUAGCUGUUUACAAGCCCCCAAACUUUCAAGCUGAACCCUAAACCCACAAAUUACUCCAACAUGAAUGUAAUAGAUCAUGUGCGGGACAUGGCGGCCGCCGGCCUUCACUCUAACGUCCGGAUAUUGAGCAGUUUGUUGCUGACGAUGAGUAAUAACAAUCCAGAGCUGUUCUCGCCGGCCCAGAAGUACCAGCUGUUGGUUUACCAUGCUGACGCCAUCUUCCAUGAUAAAGAAUACCGUAAUGCUGCCUGCAAAUACAGUAUGGCAUUGCAACAAAAGAAGGUGCUCAGCAAAACGUCUAAAGUCCGUACGUCUGCUGGCGGAGCUGCAUCGAACAUACAGGCACAGAGCCUGCCAUCAGAGAUUGAGGUCAAAUACAAGAUAGCUGAAUGCUACACCAUUUUGAAACUGGACAAAGAUGCCAUAGCAGUGCUUGAUGGGAUUCCAUCCAGACAAAGGACUCCAAAGAUCAACAUGAUGUUAGCUAACCUGUACAGAAAAGCCGGUCAAGAACGUUCUGCAGUGACGAGCUACAAAGAGGUGCUCAGACAGUGUCCCCUCGCCCUGGAUGCAAUCAUUGGAGCUCUUCAUGGACGUCUUCCUCCAGGUCUUCUGUCAUUAUCAGUCAAAGGGGCUGAAGUGGCGUCCAUGACCAUGGAUGUGAUCCAGAGUAUCCCCAACCUGGACUGGCUCUCUGUCUGGGUCAAAGCGUACGCCUUCAUUCAUGCAGGGGACAACCAGAGAGCCAUCAACACCAUCUGCUCUCUUGAGAAGAAGUCUCUGUUGCGGGAUAACGUGGACCUCCUGGUGAGCCUGGCUGACGUCUACUUCAGGGCUGGUGACACCAAGAACGCCAUCCUUAAGUUUGAACAGGCCCAGAUGCUCGAUCCGUACCUCAUCAAAGGAAUGGAUGUCUAUGGCUACCUGAUGGCCCGUGAAGGACACUUGGAGGAUGUGGAAGUCCUUGGUGGUCGAUUGUUUAAUAUUUCAGACCAGCAUGCAGAACCCUGGGUGAUCUCUGGUUGUCACAGCUUUUACAGCAAGCGCUACUCCCGAGCCCUCUACCUGGGAGCCAAGGCCAUCCAGCUGAACAGCAACAGCGUGCAGGCCCUCCUCCUUAAGGGGGCAGCACUGAGAAACAUGGGGCGCGUUCAAGAGGCCAUCAUCCACUUCAGAGAGGCUAUGCGCCUGGCCCCCUGCCGACUCGACUGCUAUGAAGGACUCAUCGACUGUUACCUGGCAUCCAAUGGGAUUCGAGAAGCCAUGGGGAUGGCCAAUAACAUUUAUAAAACCCUGGGGGCCAACGCACAGACUCUGACCAUCCUCGCCACGGUGUGCCUGGAAGACCCCGUGACUCAGGAGAAAGCCAAAACCCUGCUGGACAAAGCCCUUGCCCAGAGACCGGACUACACCAAAGCCGUGGUCAAAAAGGCUGAACUGCUCAGUCGGGAGCAGAAAUAUGAAGAAGGGAUCGCUCUCCUCCGGAACGCCCUGGCCAAUCAGAGUGACUGUGUCCUGCACAGGAUGCUGGGAGAUUUCUUGGUGGCCGUCAAUGAUUACCAAGAAGCCAUGGAUCAGUACAGUAUAGCGCUAAGCCUGGAUCCAAAUGACCAGAAGUCUUUAGAAGGCAUGCAGAAGAUGGAGAAGGAAGAAAGUCCCACGGAUGCCACCGUGGAGCUGGACGGUGAUGACAUGGAGGGCAGUGGAGAGGACGGAGACUUGGAGGGCAGCGACAGUGAAGCGGCGCAGUGGGCCGAUCAGGAACAGUGGUUUGGCAUGCAGUGACCUCAGCCUCCGAGGGACGCUCGCUCUGAUCCCUCUCCUGACACACUGCGGCCUGUGUAAAGAUUUCAGCCUUAAUGGUUUAAAAAAAAAAAAAAAAAAAAAAAAGCAGGACUAAGAUGUUUUCCAAACAUCCUGACAUCAUAAAUCAAAACACUUCACUGCGGCGCUAAUCAAGGCCAGUGCGCUCAUCUCUGUCUCUACAGUCGCUCAGAAGUCUCCGGGGGAUCAGCGGACACAGAACCCGGAGAGAAGUCGUCCACGACUGCUCAGUGUUUGAAAAAAAAACUGUCACUAAAGGAACUUUGACUAUUACUUCUCCCGCUUCUUUUCUUAAAGUGGCUUCAUGAAUCCAUUUUAUUUUAUGCCUUUAUUUUAUAGACAGGACAGAGUCAGAGAGAGAGCGGGAGAAAGUUCCUGGUAGUGAAAUUAUUAACACGCUUAACUCCUAACAUUUUGAGUAUCUGAAGAACGACUCGGAUGCUUCUUAGGGUGAGGUGUGCAGUCAGCACUGUAUCACAAUCAGUAGACGGCGUGGAUGACAGGAGGGCGGGGCCACUUUUUAAACAAGUGUUUUGUUUGAGCCCGACUGACUCGCAUAUUAGCCGACAGGUGGUCUGUAAAAAAGUGAAUAUGUACCGUACCAGUGUGCUCUGACGUGUCAUGUUGUUUUCCAUUCAGUCGUGAUGAACAUGCUUCUUCUUAUUUCCCCGUUUGUCUGCCUUACUGCGUGAAAGAAUGACCAUAUAACGGCCUCCUGUUCGUGGAAAGUGUUCACCAUUUCAACACCGCUGUUUAUAGUCUUUUGUACAUAUUUUUAAAGUGUAUAAUAAAAUAAUCAAACAGUCACUUCAA